AUGGCGACCAGUGCAGCCAUGCGAGCAACGGUGCUUCGCUCCCUGGAACUUGCCGCUUUCGUAGACGGGGGGAGUGACGCAGGUUUGCCGCUGGGGAAUGGAGAAGAGUGGCGACGGCUUUGGAGGUUGUGGAAGUCGGAGGCUGACACUGUGGACGAGCAGCUCUUCCUGUUCCUGGCUUGGCGUGGACAUCGUUACUGCGACCACAGUUUCGUGAAGGAUAUAGCACAUGAACUCUUCAUGGCCCUUGAUUUAGACGGCGACGCCGGCGUCAGCUGGGCGGAUUUGCAAACGCUGUUCAGACAGGGAGAUACGGGCGCCUGGGCGAGCAGUGAAGAGGCUGAGCGCAACAUAGACCUGAUGCAGCUCUUGGAUUAUCACGCAAUCAAGGACGAGGCUGAAGGAAGCAAGGACCCUCAACGGUCCAUCGGAUUUCCCAGCUUUCUGGCUUGGAUUUGCGAUGCCCAGGACACCGCAGCGAUUCGCCGCGCGGCGUCCGGCCGUCCCAUGGAAUGCGUGCUGCGCUUCGAUCGAUGGGUGCCCUUCAUGCGGCCGCAGGACCUGUGCGCCUGCGUCGACCCCAAAGAAGAGGAGGACUUCGAUGCGGUCCUGGGGGAAUCUCCACAGGAAUUGGCCUUGAAGGCAGCCAAGGCAGCGCUUCAGGAGGCUAGGCACGCGAAGCAGCUGGCAGACGCAGCGCAGCAGGCGUUGGAUUCGUCGCAGCCGGGCACGCUCAGCGCCCAGGAGAUGCGCAAAGCGUGCAACGCGCGCCAGGGAAGUCAGAUGUGCCAUGGUGAAAAGUUGGAAGAGAAACCAAGCUUCGGCAUGGCUCCGCCCAAGGCCUUUUGUGUCCAUGACACUGAUGCCACAGCUUCAGUUGCCACCCCGGCUCCAGCUGCCACGUCUUCAGCCGCUCCCACGGAGACGCCAGUGACGCCACGGCGGCCCUUGGUGCAAUCCAUGAUCGAAGAGAUGGUCACCCUGGACAUCUCUGGCCACGACCAGGCGCCCAUUGCGGACACGGUGAUGCCCAUGGCAACCCGACCACCGGUGGCAGCACCUGUGCGGCGCCUCAGCGGGUGA
Cladocopium goreaui is the source of this 1083-nucleotide messenger RNA. The record is from the annotation of a GenBank genome assembly. NCBI's taxonomy places the organism in Eukaryota, Dinophyceae, Suessiales, Symbiodiniaceae.